Molecule: messenger RNA, 1476 nt
Organism: Moesziomyces antarcticus
Lineage: Eukaryota; Fungi; Basidiomycota; Ustilaginomycetes; Ustilaginales; Ustilaginaceae
Product: acetyltransferase
Exons: 1
Coding region: 1-1476 (491 amino acids)
Source: RefSeq, a predicted model, not a curated record
AUGAGUUGCUUCAUUUCCUCGACCGUCUGCCGCUUUAUGAACGAAAAAUUGCCAAGUUGUUGGCUGUUGGCAUCCCUCAAUGACAGCACAGCAUCGUUGCUUGCCGUCAAUCACUUGCACGACAUGCUCCUCGACGUGCUGGGCAGCCAGCCAUCGCUCUUCAAGUUGUACACGCAAAUCGCCUUUGUCUUUGCGCUCGACGAUGGGGCAUCCAACAGACAUCAGGUCGCAAGCGCUUUACGCCGCGGACUCGAUAGCCUGGCUGCACAGUUGCCUUGGCUGCGUGGCAACGUUCGCAACGAGAACUCAAAACCGGGGUGCAGCGGAUCCUAUCGCAUUGUCGAGUCUACAGAGAUUCCGCUAGUCGUUGCAGAUCUGCGGAAGGCUGGCAGCACCGUAACACUGAACGCCCUUCAAAGCACACAAUAUCCUUUCUCGUUGCUCGACGAGAGCCUCAUCGCGCCGUGCAUGACUUUGAACCUUCCUGGAAGCAAGAUCGGUCUCGUCGCAGAGACAGGUCCCGUCCUCGCGCUCCAAGCCAACUUCAUCACCGGCGGACUGAUACUCACCGUGGCCGCGCAACACAACGUCAUGGACAUGGCUGGUAUGGCGGCUGUCGUGACCUGGCUCUCGAGGGCAUGCAAUGGUACAAGUCUAUCCGACGAGGAGCUUGUCAUCGCGAACAUCGACAAGAGCAAGAUUUUGACUCUGCAUGACGGUACAUGGGAACCGAAUCAGGCGUGGCUUGAACGCCUGCAAGCCAAGUCCGCAGCGCCUUUGUCGAUUCCAACGGUCGCACCCGAAAUCUGGUGGGGCUACGUCGCAUUCUCGAUCGAAUCGGUUGCAGCUCUCAAGAGCAUCGCGACAGACACCAAAGACACGGACAUCAACUACAUCAGCUCCGACGAUGCAGUCUGCGCAUUCAUCUGGAAGCACCUGUCUCGUGCAAGAGCAGCGAGGAUCGAGGCGAAGAGCGCAACGGUGUUUGCUCGUGCGGUCGAUUUGCGGAGUCGUAUGGCUGUGCCAUUGACGUAUCCAGGCACGCUGACCAACAUGGCAUACAGCGAAUCUUUGCUCUACAGUAUCAGCGAAGAGCCGCUCGGCAAGAUUGCAGCCAAGCUGCGCAGCGAGCUCAACUCGCCGAAGCUGUCCGAGGAUACUCGAGCCCUCGCCACCGUCCUCGACCGGCUCCAGGACAAAGGCAGCAUCAACAUAACGGCGCCUGUAGACCCGUCCACGGGCAUCAUGCUGAGUUCCUGGGCGUUUGCGAAGCUCGAUCAGCUCGACUUUGGCAUGGGUCUCGGCAUGCCGCUCGCUGUCCGUCGUCCGGCCUUCACCCCCGUCGAGAGUCUGAUGUACAUCAUGCCCAAGAGCCCAUCACACGGCGCAGUCGUUGGCAUGUGUCUUCGAGAAGAAGACUGGACGCAGCUGGAGCAAGAUAGCGGGUGGAUCGAGCAUGCAAUGUAUUUGGGUUGA